AUCGUUCCUUUUGUCACAUUCUCACACCAAACAGUUACAAAUUUUCAAAAUCUGUAAAGUGUGUAGUUUUCAGCCAACAUGACUUAAUAUUUAACAAGAUUUCAGAAUAAAAAUGGUAUUGCCAGGAGAAAACUCAGGAAAAUGACUACACUCGCUGCAUCGGCUUACUUUCUCACGUGUUGCAGGCCGACCUUUAAUUCAUCGUUUUGUUUCUAUGUUGAAACACCUAAAUUAAUAAACUUAUAUCACUACCCGAAUAACUAUAUUUUCGGAAGACUUUACUCACAAUGCGACGACCAUCCGAGUCUCGAAGACCACUGUUUGAACCAGUUCAACGCUUGCACAGACGGUCGGGGCUGGUGUCAGGACACACAACAACAGAGACUACACUUCCUCGAUGCAAUCUGUGGCCGAAUAUCGUUGUGUGGAUACACUACAUGUUCAUGCAGGGGUCAGAUGCAUGCAGGCAAGAAAGAGGCGGAAUCAGAUAAGGACAAGAUAAACAAAGAGAAGUCUAAGAAACCCAAGAAGGAAAAAACCGCAAAGACAAAACAAUCUGACGAUGAAACAAAAUCAAAGAAUGUGGUCGAACGAUCGGGGGCUAAAGUUACCUCGGAACCACCCUCAGCAGAGGUGCAACCACUUCCUGCAGCUUUAACUUCACCACCUCCUGCAGCUUCACCUUCAUCGCCUGCGGUAGCACCAAUUGCAUCAAAACCACAACCAGCACCAUCUACGCCACCACAGGUACCGCCUACACCACCAAAUUCACCAGAAACGACAGCUACAUCACAAGAACCGCAAAAGACAACUACAUCACAAGAACCGCAACAGACGCCACUCACACCACCACCUACGCCACCAUCUGUGCUAGCACCUACGCCACAAGAUACUACAUCUCCAGUACCACCCACGUCAUCUCGUACCCAUGAGAAACCCCAAGAGUUACCAGUUAAUGAAGCGAGUUCUCGUGGUGAUGUUGUCGAGCUUACAGAUCAGAUCGUUGACAAGUUAGACGACAGUUUGGACCAUUUAGAAUCGAGCUUCGUUAAUUAUGUAGAGAAAAACAAAAAAAUCAUUCACAACCUUGCGGAUAUGUUGGCUUUUGAGAAACACAAACAAAGGGCUUUAGAAGAUAGCUACAAGGGACUGAAACAGGAGAACGACAUCCUGAGAACCAAAAUGGACUAUCUGAAAUUGGUGAAUUUCAAACAACUGGAAUUGUUCCGAAACGAAUUGGAUAAGGGAAUAAGCGAGAAUAAAGCUGUGUACAAAAAUAAAAUACGCCAGUUGGAGAUGCAAGUGCAACAAAACAAUGAUGAACUACAAAGCUACAAACAGACCGAGAAGAAAUACCUGGAAAUUCUGGAGAGCAGUAGUCUGGAAAUUGCUAAUCUGACUGAUGAAGUUAAAAAUCGUCAGUACAGAGAAUCAGAGUUAUUGAAUAAUUAUGUUAAGAUCCUGAAUUUCUUAAAUGUGUUGAAAGAAAAAUUGACAAAUUCAUCUGGACGUAAAGAAAUGUUUCAAGAGCCUUCAGAUACAAUAUGCGAUUCUGAAAAGGAACCGAAAUUGAAUGAAGUUCUGAAACAAGCCCUGAACAGAGGAAUGAAUAGUUUGAAUGUACGUGAUCUGUCAAUUAUCCACGAUGCUAUUCAGGACAUCAAUGAAGAUCUUUGUCAUGUGGGAUGCGGGAAAAAUCAACUAACCAGUCAACUGAGCAUAUCUCACAUCACUACCUUAUACGGGGACCAAGACGAUGAAUGCCAGUCUGGCACUGGUGCCUACAAAGGGUAUCAGGACUAUGAUACACCUAGCAACCUCUCCAUAUUUCCUUCCAGACAGAGGCCAGAAAAUCAUCUAUACACUGGUUACUGUUAACCACACACUACGUUUGACACCAACCUUGUCCACUGUUUGUUCUUAUUUAUUCAUGUCAACAGUUAUCUGUCUUCAUUCCUCGCUGGAGGUUUGGUAUUAUUCUAUGCAACACACGUCUGUCAUUUGUGGCUACAUUAAAACAAAUAUGAAAACA
This is a messenger RNA of Homalodisca vitripennis (glassy-winged sharpshooter), 2032 nucleotides long. RefSeq names its product microtubule-associated protein RP/EB family member 1-like. NCBI's taxonomy places the organism in Eukaryota, Metazoa, Arthropoda, Insecta, Hemiptera, Cicadellidae. The record is from RefSeq and is a predicted model, not a curated record. The transcript is spliced from 9 exons. The coding region runs from base 142 to 1878 and encodes 578 amino acids.